UGAGCCUCGAUCUUCUCGCUCACUGGGGGUCCCCUCAGCCACCUCGGAUCAAAGAUCUUUUAUUUUGUCUACCGGCAGCCUUAACGGGCAAUCCAGGCCCCACUCAGUAAGCAUGGUUGGAGUCGCCGGAAAGUCCAAGGGUUGCAAUACCUGUCGAGCACGGAAAAUCGCGUGUGACCAGCAAAGACCGGCAUGUGCUCGAUGCACUCGAUCUAAUCGAGUGUGUGGUGGGUAUGAGCGGGACAGGGUCUUUGUCAUGAUGCAGCCAGAAGCGAAGAAAAAAUACGUGUAUCUCAAGUCUUCUCCCUCGCCGUCAGAAUCGCCAGCUGAGAGUUUCCCGUGCUCCGUGGAGCUAUCGACAUUCUCACCCCCUGGGGACGGUCAGCCAAUCUACUCAUUCACGGAGAGAUCCCCAGCUUACACGCUGCUCCAGAGGCAGAACGAGAGCCAUAACCUGGUGUUGUCUUUUCUCGCUAAUUGUCUCCCAGCGGAAUGGUCCGCAUCCCCUACCAGAUCGUGGAUCACACUUCUGCCUGGCCUGUCCGCCGAAACUAAAGCCCUGGAAGUAAGCAGUGCCGCCCUCGCAGCCGCAGCAGUCGGCCACAAAUUCAACGAUUCGGCAUUGGUCCAAUACAGCCACAGCCUCUACACCCGCGGACUUCAGCAGCUGCAGCGUGCGCUGUGGAAUCGCAGGCGUGCUCAGGAUGAUGCAACGCUGGCUGCUUGCAUGGCUCUAAGUCUGUACGAGGCCAUGGAAUGCCCAAACGCAGGGUCCGAAGGGUAUUUCAGGCAUUGCCAGGGCCUUCUUGCCUUGGUGGAAGCGCGUGGAACUGCAGCCCACUGCUCCGGCCCGGGCCACCAGUUGUUCCUUGGGGUCCGAAUUCCAGGGAUAAUAUACACCCUGGAAAACCACUCUUCAAGUUUUCUAUUCGACGCUGCGUGGAUGAAUCAGCCGUGGGGCCAAAUCCCAAAAACCCUCUCCACGCAGGUAGUCGAUUGUCUCGCACAGGCGCCGGGGAUUCUCCAGCGAGUGUUCCUCUUACCCAGUCUCAGCUCCGAGCAACAAGUAGUGGCCUGUUUCCAGCUGAUCGCGGAAUGCUGGCAAAUCGACGAGAAGCUGGACACGAUCUACGCGGCGAUGCAGGGUGGCAGGUCGGACCCGCUCUACUGGCUAAUUCCCUCGAAAAGCCCCCCUUGGGCAACAACCGCGCAUACCGAUAACCUCUUCCCAUUCGUCUUCCACUUUGCAGACAUGGAAACUGCAGCGACGCUCAUCCUGCUGUGGGCGGUGCGGGUCCUGCUGUGGUCGGGUCUGUGCAACUUGUACAAUGGCAUGUUUCCGAACAGCUGCAUGCUACCCGCUGGUGAGCCAGUGGGGCCGCUUCGAGCCCUCGGCUAUCGGAGGGAGUAUAUCUCUAUGGCCCAUCAUGUCUGUCAAUCGGUUGAGUACCUGAUGCAGGAGGGAUUUCUGCUCGCGGGACCGCUGUCGGUCACCCCAGCGCUGGGGAUCGUGAUCGACAGUCUGCAGCAUCAGCCCGGCCAUGCCGCGGUGGUUGCAUGGCUGCGGGCGGCUUUGGACCUCGCUCGGCAGAAGGGAAUGGGGGUGUUGGAGCAUAGCCGUUGAUUUGUCCGGUCCGUUUGUCAUCACGGAAUGUAUGUAUGUAUUGUACUACCUAUGUAGCACGGGCGCAUAUAACAUACAGGA
This is a messenger RNA of Aspergillus uvarum CBS 121591, 1705 nucleotides long. RefSeq names its product Zn(II)2Cys6 transcription factor domain-containing protein. Gene Ontology annotation, molecular function: DNA-binding transcription factor activity, RNA polymerase II-specific; zinc ion binding. NCBI's taxonomy places the organism in Eukaryota, Fungi, Ascomycota, Eurotiomycetes, Eurotiales, Aspergillaceae. The record is from RefSeq and is a predicted model, not a curated record. The coding region runs from base 113 to 1624 and encodes 503 amino acids. The transcript is spliced from 3 exons. Gene Ontology annotation, biological process: regulation of DNA-templated transcription.